Megalops cyprinoides (Indo-Pacific tarpon) is the source of this 3648-nucleotide messenger RNA. It is a transcript of the gene klc1a, whose product is annotated as kinesin light chain 1a. Gene Ontology annotation, molecular function: kinesin binding. The coding region runs from base 241 to 1899 and encodes 552 amino acids. The record is from RefSeq and is a predicted model, not a curated record. Gene Ontology annotation, biological process: axo-dendritic transport. Lineage: Eukaryota; Metazoa; Chordata; Actinopteri; Elopiformes; Megalopidae. The transcript is spliced from 14 exons. Gene Ontology annotation, cellular component: membrane-bounded organelle; cytoplasm; kinesin complex.
UCUUCAUACAAAAAGAGCUUAGGACUGACUCAAGACGAACUUCGGAAGACGGGACACUGGGACUGCUUAUUUUCACCGGGUCGGCCUUUUGGCCACUUUAAUCACAUCAAGAAGCGAUAAAUCAACGUAAAAGGUCCAGAUCGCUGUAAAGCCAACGGUCUGCAACCAUACCCCUGGAGGAAAGCCGGGUAAAGCAGCCUUGUCAUACAUCACCAGGCAACUGGAUGUUCGGCAGAACGAAUGUAUGAGAACAUGUCCACGAUGGUGUGCGUGAAGGAGGACCCGGGCGAGAAGCUGUCCCAGGAUGAGAUCAUCUCCAAGACCAAGCAGGUGAUCCAAGGCCUGGAGGCCCUGAAGCACGAGCACCACUCCAUCCUGGACGGCCUGCUGCAGACGCUCAACUGCCUCAAGCAGGAGGAGGAGACCAGCCUGGUGGAGGAGAAGUCCCUCAUGAUCCGCAAGUCCCUGGAGAUGCUGGAGCUGGGGCUGAGCGAGGCACAGGUGAUGAUGGCGCUGUCGGGGCACCUGAGCUCGGUGGAGUCGGAGAAGCAGAAGCUGCGGGCGCAGGUGCGCCGGCUGUGCCAGGAGAACCAGUGGCUGCGGGACGAGCUGGCCAACACGCAGCAGAAGCUGCAGAAGAGCGAGCAGAGCGUGGCCCAGCUGGAGGAGGAGAAGAAGCACCUGGAGUUCAUGAACCAGCUCAAGAAGUACGACGAGGACCUCUCCCCUUCGGAAGAGAAAGACUCGGACUCCAGCAAGGAGACGCUGGACGACCUCUUCCCCAACGACGAGGACGACCAGGGCCCGGGCAUCCAGCAGCACAACAGCAGCGCAGCGGCGGCAGCGCAGCAGGGAGGCUACGAGAUCCCGGCCCGCCUGCGCACCCUGCACAACCUGGUGAUCCAGUACGCCUCUCAGGGCCGCUACGAGGUGGCCGUGCCCCUCUGCAAGCAGGCCCUGGAGGACCUGGAGAAGACCUCCGGCCACGACCACCCGGACGUGGCCACCAUGCUCAACAUCCUGGCCCUGGUCUACAGGGACCAGAACAAGUACAAGGAGGCGGCCAACCUGCUGAACGACGCUCUGGCCAUCCGGGAGAAGACCCUGGGCAGGGACCACCCGGCGGUCGCAGCCACGCUCAACAACUUGGCUGUUCUCUAUGGGAAGAGGGGCAAGUACAAGGAGGCGGAGCCGCUGUGCAAGAGGGCGCUGGAGAUCCGGGAGAAGGUGCUGGGCAAGGACCACCCGGACGUGGCCAAGCAGCUGAACAACCUGGCGCUGCUGUGCCAGAACCAGGGCAAGUACGACGAGGUGGAGUACUACUACCAGCGCGCGCUGGAGAUCUACCAGACCAAGCUGGGCCCCGACGACCCCAACGUGGCCAAGACCAAGAACAAUCUGGCGUCCUGCUACCUCAAGCAGGGGAAGUUCAAGCAGGCAGAAACGCUGUACAAAGAGAUCCUCACCCGCGCGCACGAGAGGGAGUUCGGCUCUGUGGAUGAUGAGAACAAGCCCAUCUGGAUGCACGCGGAGGAGAGAGAAGAACAGAGCAAGGGAAAGCAGAAAGACGGCUCACCCUUCGGAGAGUACGGCGGCUGGUACAAGGCAUGCAAAGUAGACAGUCCCACAGUGACAACCACUCUUAAAAACUUGGGCGCCCUCUACAGACGACAGGGCAAGUUUGAGGCAGCAGAGACCCUCGAGGAGGCGGCCAUGCGCUCCCGGAAGCAGGGUCUGGACACGGUGCAUAAGCAGCGCGUGGCGGAGGUGCUGAACGACCCCGAGGCGCGGGAGAAACAGCGCAGCCGUGAGAGCCUGACCUCGGACGUGGUGAAGUAUGAGAGCGGCCCGGACGGGGGCGAGGAAGUGAGUAUGAGCGUGGAGUGGAACGGGGCCUAGAUCAAGAUGCCUUUUGUGAUUCUAAAACAUGUCUUCUGCAUGACGGAUGUGCGCCAUCUUCCAGCUUUACAGCUCUCUCUGUCCAGCUCUGGCCUCUUAUCUCUCGGGCCUCCCCCCCCUCCCUCGUCUCCCCCGGGCCGUCCCUCCUCCCCCCCACAGUGCUCUCAGAACCGCCAGCCUCUCCGAGGAGAGAAACAGCAGCUCUCGUAUUGUUCAGAACCCCCCCCAGCCAUCCCAAGACACCCCUGCCAUGCAUUACAGUGUACCAUUACUGAAGGAGCCUCUCUUCAUUCUGGUGUGGCAUCGAGCUAACAGCUAUUACUCUUAUUAACAUGGUUAUUUAAGUGGCAUGAUCGUAAGCUUAUGCAGAGAACCGUUGUUUGACUAGCAUAUGUACUCUGUGUUAAGUGUUUGACUCUGUACCCUUUUUAUAAAUUGAUGUCAGACUAACAUUACUGUGAUGUUACUGUCACAAGAGCGUGGUGAAAUGCAGUACCGCUCCCAGAUACAGGGGAAGAGAUGGGCGAGGGGAGGGGACACGUCAUGCCCUGGAUUGCAGGAAACAAGACAAACUCUUCUCUUGUUUGCUCCUACUAAUCUCUUCCGUGUCCUGUGGUGUUGGUGUAUCUAUGUCUUUCUUAACUUCUAAUAAAACUCACUCUUUACUCACCUGUGUCUGUGCCUGUUGCCUCUUUGUGCUCUCUUUCCCUGGCGUGUGUGUGUGUGUGCGCACGUGUGUGUGUGUAAAUCUUUGUGGUGAAGAUUUACUCUGGUGCUGUGGCAGUACCACACGUCCUCCUUUUCCCUCUGCCCCGUUGGACUCCUGGGAGACAGGCUGGUUUAGACACAGCACAGUGGACCUGAGAGAGGGAGUGAGUGUGAGAGAGUGUUACUGAGAAGGUGUGUUACUCGCUCACUGAGACAGACAGACAUAGAGUGUGUGUGAGUGUGUGAGUGAGAGAGAGAGAGAAUGGGAAUAAUGGUUUAGUAUGAGCAAUAUUCUCAAAAGAGAUGGGGCAACACAUACUUUUCUACCAGUGAAGAAAGUUGAAAAUAAAACACGACACAACUUCUAUGCAUCUGUUGUUGAGAGCCUACAUCUCAAGUGUUUUCUUCUCAAAUGAUGAUUUAAGUGGCUAAUUUUUUGGGAGAAAACAUGAACAUUUUCAUGAACAUAUCCUUAGUCUCUAAUAUUUUUGUUAAGCUACUCUUUAAUAUGAUAGUCAGCAGUGCCUAUUGCAGUAACAGUGAAGGUCAAGCUGAUCAGGGUGUUAUCAGAUGAACGCAAUGGAUCCUGCACAAGACUCCACCAUGAUCCCAGAACUCCAAACCAGCUCUUUUUGUGUGCUAAUAAUAUUGUUUUGCAUUCAGACAAAAUUUAAGAAGGUAUUUGGGGGCUUGUUUAUUUUUGAUUGAUUAGACAUUGCUCAGUGAAUCUGUACACCAUGUGCAGAGGUCACAGAUGAUUGGUGAAUUAUUGCCCUGGUGGGUUUGUUCACAGUGAUCACAGGAGCCCAAACCACCCAGGAGGUUGGCUUGACAUAAAUGGUGCUCUCUGUCCCUGAGGUUAUUUGGGCUUCAUAAUUAUAGGCCAGUGUGGCCGAAUUUAAGCAGACUGUUCCCCCAAAUCACUGGAAUUCUUCCAUAUCCCUCCUCCUGCUACAUUUUGACAGCACUGGGAGAAAAUAUUAAAGCAAUAGCACUGACAUAUGGAAACCAAGCUCAGCUGGUAAGCAGUAUUUAACCCCC